AUACAUUUCUUUGCACUUUCUAGCAAUCAAGUUCCAGUGACUUAGUUAAGGAGCAGUCAUUAGAAAAGAUGAUUGAGUUGGGUCUCGCUGAUGAGAGUCUCAUCGAUGAGCUAAUGGAGCUGACAGCACAGAGCAUCGGAGAGCUGGAGAUCCAGGAGCACUUUAACAUCGUUAAGGAGAUUGGCAGAGGAAAAUAUGGCAAAGUGCUCCUGGUCACACAUCGUUUUAGAGGAACUCCAAUGGCCUUGAAAGUGAUGCCUAAAUCCUCAACUAAGCUGCAGGGAUUUCUGCGAGAGUACUGCAUUUCUCUACACCUGUCCUGCCACCCCUGCAUUGUGGGCCUCUUUGGCAUUGCCUUCCAGUCUAAAGAGCACUACUGCUUUGCCCAGGAGCUUGUGAUUGGGAAGGAUCUUUUUGCAGUCAUCAAGCCAAAAGUUGGUAUCCCAGAGUCAUCUGUCAAACGCUGCGUUCUCCAGAUCGCCAGUGCCUUGGAGUUCAUUCACAGCCAUGGUCUGGUCCACCGGGAUGUGAAGCCUGAAAACAUCCUCCUGCUGGACACCAACUGUUGUCAGGUCAAACUGGCCGAUUUUGGCCUGGCCCAGAAGAGAGGAACACUUAUACGCUUCAUCAGAGGAACCUUGCCAUACAUGGCCCCAGAACUUUGCAGCGUGGCUCUGCUGGACAACCAGAAAGAAGUGACAGUGCCUCCUCUGAGUGUCGAGCCAAGCCUGGACACCUGGGCCUUUGCAGUGGUUAUCUUUUGCAUUCUCACUGGUUACUUCCCAUGGGAGCACUGCAUGGAUUCAGACAGCUUCUACCUAGAGUUUGCAGACUGGUGUACGAUGAAGAAACACUCUUAUAUUGAAGAGGAUAUUCCUCCUUUGUGGAGGAGGUUCACUCGAGAAGCUAUGGAGAUGUUUGGUAAGCUUUUGGCCCCAGAUGCCUCACUGAGGAGUGCAGUAGGAGAAGUGAGAGCCUAUGUGGAAAAGGACUGGCUGAAAAAAGACUAUGGAAACCAGCUGUUUUAGAUGAAUUAACAGUGUGUGUCUCAUGGAAGCAUGUUCUGAAAAAAAGAGUGUAGUGUUUUAAUAAUUUCCACAGACUUUUUAAGACAUUUCGAACCUUAGAAUCUUAAGGAAUCUUUUCACAGAUGGCCUGAAUUCUAUAAUCGAAAGCAAAGAAAUCAUAACUCCAUAUAUAGUGUUUAUAACUCAAAUAGACUUCAAUUGAAGAAUUCAAUUCAGAGAGGUAAGACAAUUUACCAACAUUUCUACUGUGAAAAAAGAAGCGAACAUUGUUAUCGCUGAAAAAAGUUCCCCAUCAGUAGCUUAUAAUGUGGAUUUUACAUAACUAAAAGGUUGUCUGAGGAAAGACAUUACUUUCUGAGAUAGACGCUUAAACAUAAAAAGGUUUAAGCCAACUAAAGGGAUCAGCUAAUAACUGUUAGCUACUUUAAAUUUAGCAGAUGUAGAUAGCUUUUUGACUUUUUGUUUUUUUUUCAUGAAAACUUCUGUAUUCUUUGCUUGACACAAAUAAAACAAUUUAAACAAUAUUGUCUUCAGUCGAGGCAAAGUGCAAAAAAUAACAAUUUCCUUCUCAGUUAGCUGACCGUUAGC
This is a messenger RNA of Cyprinodon tularosa, 1616 nucleotides long. Its product is annotated as serine/threonine-protein kinase SBK1. The transcript has 4 exons. Gene Ontology annotation, biological process: peptidyl-serine phosphorylation; peptidyl-threonine phosphorylation. The record is from RefSeq and is a predicted model, not a curated record. Lineage: Eukaryota; Metazoa; Chordata; Actinopteri; Cyprinodontiformes; Cyprinodontidae. Bases 69 to 1028 code for a protein of 319 amino acids. Gene Ontology annotation, molecular function: protein serine/threonine kinase activity; ATP binding.